AUGUCAAGACCAGGUGGCAACACUGCGCCCUCGCUAAUGUAUCACACCAUCAAGCACGUGCUGGGAGCCGGAAGUUACUCGUCCUCCCGGAGAGCAAAGGAGGGCAAGGGCUUCUCAGCGCAGCUAGCUCGACAUAAUUUGGCACGACCCACCUAUCCCUCGCAGAUGAGUGAGCAUCAUACUAAAACUCGCAAAGCAUGUCUCAUGACCUUCGCUGUAGUGCUCCCCAAUAGUAAUAGUACGGGAAAAUACCAGCCUGCUAUAUGCCUUGGUAUUAGUAUGGUAUUUAGUAUCGGCCCCCGCGAAUCCAGUGGUAGCAGGUAUUACCAAGUACUAGGCCUGGUAUACCAAAAAUACCGCAGCUUUUCCGCCACCCGUCCUUUCCUGAGCUGCUUUCUGAGUGGCGGUCCCGCCAGGAGGACUCUACCCUUGAGGUACAUGCGGAUAUGCACUGACGCUGCUUCUGCAUCUGUGACCACGAACGGCACUCCUUUGUCGCAACCACAUACGACUUUAGUGGCGGACUGGGUGGCAACGGAAGCAAAAAUUGCUCCUCAUUCCUCACUGGAUCUCACCCCUGCUCUUCUUACGCAUCCCGCCAGGCCUCUUCCAGGCCAACCCCAACGUCCGGGCUCGAGGGAUACCAGGCGCCUCCGAUGUCUGACAUCUGCCGUCUCUCCGGCAGCACGCUCUCGAGCUCUGUGCCGGACGAGUGGCGCUACGACAGUGUCCCUUCCAUUGCCAGUACGUGCGGUAAAGACGAUGCAGGCAAACCGAGGCCCGUUCCGUCAACCGAUGAGCCCCAGCCCCGAGACGGCGCUGGAAAGGUUCUCAGAGGUCUCUGCCCCGACUUCUCAGUUUGCGACGGAUUACUGGCGCCCACGAUCAAUGACUUGA
This is a messenger RNA of Dioszegia hungarica, 897 nucleotides long. RefSeq lists its product as uncharacterized. The record is from RefSeq and is a predicted model, not a curated record. The transcript is spliced from 8 exons. Bases 1 to 897 code for a protein of 298 amino acids. Lineage: Eukaryota; Fungi; Basidiomycota; Tremellomycetes; Tremellales; Bulleribasidiaceae.